AGUAGUCUGGGUCUAAAGACAUUACAGGAGCUCCAUGCGGAUGAGAUCAGAUGCUGCUGCUUUGUGGAGGUGUCAAGUGGACAGGCACAGAUAGCACAAGCUCCCUUCAUCACCGGUAAUCAGUGGAUGUCCUGAGGCUGUCUGUCAUUAGAUGACCUUUGGUCUAUGGAUGUUCAUCUCUGUGGACCUAAGUCAAUACCUGAUCUUUUAACUUGACGAAGGAAACAGGGAGUUGUUGAGAUCAGGAAAUCCUGUCAUUUGUUUAUGUUUUGGACAUCUACCAGCUGUCAAGUACCAUUUAUCAGGUGGAACUCAGAUCUAAUCACAGAUGGACUUUCAGCAUAGUGAUGGUUGACACAAAUGCUCAAGUUCCUGAUCACGUGACUGUCCGGAAAGGACCGGCCUGCUGACCUCUCAACACCUUCUGGAUAAACCUUUUUAUGGGCAGCAUUAACAGUGGAUUGUGAAGAAUCUGCUUCAUUGAAUAAUACGUCACUUCAUAAGAGUGCCCUUGUCUGUACAACCUUCUCUGCAAUGCUGACUGCUGUAUGUAGCUCUUUGGGAAACCAAACAUCAGAGACUCCUGGAUCUCCGUCCACCUCUGAGCUUUCCUUAAAACCAUAUACUAUCCCUUCAGAAGCUGAUCCUGGUCUGCCUCUUCAAGAGGACAUUGCUCAAGACUAUUCCUCUGCUGAGCGCUAUACAUCCCUGUCCUCUGUACGGCUGCCAUAUCAAACAUUUGCAGGACGAGAGUCCUCAGAAACCACAUCAUUCACCAAAUUUCUGCACCCACCAUUUGAGAUGUCUAAUCCAUAUGAGUCCUGGAUGAGACCUCCAGCCCCUGGAGGCACUGGGGAGGAGAGUGGGGUUCCUUCAUGGUGGGAUCUUCAUGCUGGAUCCAGCUGGAUGGAUAUGCAAUCCAGUUCAGGAGGCUUUACAACUCCUUCACCCCACCAAACCUCUUUAGGAGGAUAUGGCUCUGAACUUUGCAUUCCCCCUACACAUAUGCUGACUCCUGCACCUCAUCUUAUGGGAAAUUUGGAUACCACAAUGGAAUCUCAUGCUGCUGAUCCAAGUUCAGAUGCUUCUCCUCGUCCAAAAGGUGCCAGACGAGCAAUGCCACGAAGUGCUGCUCAAGCUGCUUGUCGUUGUCCCAACUGCCAAGAGGCGGACCGAGUUGGCUCAGGCAGUGAUAUAGCAAAGCGCAAAAUUAUGCAUAACUGCCACAUACCUGGCUGUGGAAAGGCAUAUGCCAAGACCUCCCAUCUGAAGGCUCACUUACGCUGGCAUAGUGGAGAUCGCCCCUUUGUCUGCAACUGGCUGUUCUGUGGGAAGCGAUUCACCAGGAGUGAUGAGCUACAAAGGCACCUACAAACCCAUACUGGGGCAAAAAAAUAUCCUUGUCCUUCCUGUAGUCGUGUCUUCAUGCGGAAUGAUCAUCUGACCAAGCACAUGAAGACCCAUGAAGGUGAAACCAGGGGAACCUCAGAGACAGCUGGCAAGACCAAGAGAGAGCCAGAUGAGAGCAGUAGUAGCCAUUCUUGAAGAUCUUUAGAAGGGCAGGGCUUUUCACCCUUGCAACAUUAUCUUCCACAUUCAAGAAACAGUAGUGUGGAUUAGUCAGUGGUGCUCAACCUCAGUCAUCAAGGGACCCUUCAGGGCACACUAACAAUUUUGCGUUGUUGUAACUUGUGGUAAAAUGUGCAUUUUAACAUGUGUUACCGCAA
Nanorana parkeri is the source of this 1727-nucleotide messenger RNA. RefSeq names its product Sp6 transcription factor (gene SP6). Lineage: Eukaryota; Metazoa; Chordata; Amphibia; Anura; Dicroglossidae. The transcript is spliced from 3 exons. Gene Ontology annotation, molecular function: RNA polymerase II cis-regulatory region sequence-specific DNA binding; DNA-binding transcription factor activity, RNA polymerase II-specific. The record is from RefSeq and is a predicted model, not a curated record. The coding region runs from base 535 to 1545 and encodes 336 amino acids. Gene Ontology annotation, biological process: regulation of transcription by RNA polymerase II.